Molecule: messenger RNA, 1478 nt
Organism: Monascus purpureus
Lineage: Eukaryota; Fungi; Ascomycota; Eurotiomycetes; Eurotiales; Aspergillaceae
Source: the annotation of a GenBank genome assembly
AUGGCAGGCGCCUGGGAAUUGCACAGAAGUGAAGAAUUACAGCUGCCUCACCCGGCGCAUCCAGAAGAAGGUCAUGGUGGACUAGUCUACACCAUCAAAUUACGAGGCUCAUACCUGGUCUCUGGCUCUGCCGAUAAGACAGUGCGAGUGUGGAACGCUGAUACACAACGCUUGAUACGUGGACCACUAUGGGGUCAUGAGGGAAGUGUGAUAUGCUUGGAUUUUGACGACAGUCCUGGCCAGGAUGUUAUUAUAUCUGGGAGUGCCGACAGGAGCAUACUUGUGUGGCAGUUCUCCACUGGAAAUGCCAUCAAGAGGCUGGAAAAUGCUCAUGAAAGUACCAUUCUCAGCCUUGCCUUUGAUCACAGGCUGCUGGUGACUGGGAGCAGAGACACAACAAUCAAGCUUUGGGAUCGAGCUUCAAUAGCACUGCCUGGCUCAGAGCUUCCUAAUUACAUGCACACCUCUAUCAUGGAGACAGAGGCUCCUAUCUCGCCCUAUCAUCCCCUAGCCACGCUGAAAGAAGGCCAUGCAGCUGUGAAUAGCGUGCUUCUUGAUGGUGAUAUCACCAUCUCUGGGUUUGGCAACCGCUCCAUAGCAGUCUGGAACCUGCAAACUGGGCAGCUCAUUCGCAAGAUUCUGACGCACACAAGCGGUAUAACUGAUUUGCUUUACGAUGGUCGUUACAUAGUAUCAGCUUCGUCAGACAACACUUGCCGAAUAUACGACACGCAAACGGACACCGAGGUCACCUGUCUUCGAGGCCACACUAACAUUGUUCGAUCUGUGCGUCUUGUGCCUGGUAAGCGUUCUGCAAUCUGUGGCGUGGUCACAGGCAGCUUCGACAGCACAAUCCGACACUGGGCGCCGCGGAAGAACGGUGAGUGGGAGUGUCGAGCCACGUUGGAAACCCAUGGCUUUCGGCUCGACAGGACAGUGAACAGUUCCGCUAGCAAGAAUUCAACAGAAGAUGAGACGCCCAGGAUCUUUGACAUUACACUUGACACAAAAAGAGUUGCAGCUGCAGGUUUCGGACCAGUGAUCAAGAUGUGGAGACUCUCGACACCUUGACCUGACACGAAAGAGCUAGGAUAACUAUGAAGACAAUGAACUUGAUUCCAGCUAGGGCUCCCCAGGGUUCAAAAAAGAUCUCUAUUCCUUCUUACUAUUCAGUCUGUCAUUUAUUUGUUUAUCUUUUAUUGAUUACCCAGUUGUCAUCUACUUCUCUGCCUGUUCCUCUCCUACUAUUCUGUCUUCUAUAUGUCUUUCAUUCUUCUUAUUCUAUUUUUAUAUAUUUCCCCCUCUUUAUGAGAUAUCACAUCCUAACUUGAUUAUGGCAAAUCCUGUGCGGGGGCACUGCGAAACCCCGGUUUCCCUACUAUCUCCUGUCUUAGAACGGCGUAGGGCCGCGGCCUCCGCCUGUGAUGUUCACGGAACAAUGGACGUGAUGGAUUCUCAGAGCAGACAGCUGAAUCCAC